CGACUUUUUGUGUCUGAGCCACAUCGGCUCACCGCGAUCGAUUGGUGAUGUCUGACUCGGCAGACAUGGCGGCGCCCGCUGAUUCGCGUGCGCUUUUCGCCGAGGCGGUGAGAGCGACUCUGCGCGCGUGGCCCGCCCUGCAGAUUGCGGUGGAGAACGGCUUUGGAGGCGCCUACGGCCAAGAGAAAGCCCAUUGGCUGGCCGAUGUUGUCCAGCAGUACUUCCAUGACAACCCCGAUCUGGCGCAAGAUGAAGUGGAAGAUUUCAUCGGCACCCUCAUGGAUCAAGAGUUUCACACCCUAGUGGAUGAUGGCAGUCUACCUCAGAUGUGCGUCCAACUCAUGCGGAUGUUCAGUCAGUGGCAGCAGGGGGCGCUGCAGCAACUGUCGGAUUCCAUCCACUUGCUGACGCAGAAGCAGGCGCCCGGGACAAAGGUCGCGGCCCCGCCCGGGCAGUCGGACUCGGACAGCGACGGCCCAACUCAGGAGAUGGAGAUGGAGAUGGAGUGUGCGUCAGCCAAUACAGCACAUCCUCCUCCUCCUCCUCCUCCUCAUGAUGACGAAGAUGGAUGGACUCUGGUUGGAAAGAGGAAGUAACAGAGGAGAUGAACUUUGACCUGUGCUUUUCUGAACUUUGAGGACUUGGCAGCGCACGUUGAGGUGUGACGUCAUCAUGAGCGGUCACUUGACUCUCACUUUAUAGGCUACCUUCACGCUGCAGCGACCCAAUUCAAGUGUUUUCGUCCAAUCCAAUGUUUUGCUAUACUUGUCAACACGGCCUAAGCGUCUCGACGUGAGAACGGCACGGCUCGGCCAAGUGAGCCGCCUCCGCGCGGAUGCGGCGUGGGAUGACGCGACAUCACGUCAGCGCAAGCGCGGGGGGAUAAGGUCGUGCUUGUUGGGGCUCACCUCAUGCUGACAGGGGAGCCAGGCGGGAGGAGGUGGAAAUAUUUUGCUGACGUGAGAUGAAGCGUCGCGAUGUCACUUUGCUCCAAAUGACUUUGCGGCAUUGCCGGGAAGGAAGGAAGGAAGGAAGCGUGUUUGUGGCUAAAUGAUUGCCAUCGCCAGAAAUGUCCACUUUAUGCGUCGUGUUUCCAAGCGGCGAGUCAAAUAUCAAGAGAGCGCGGUGACACGCUUGACCUCUUUGCAAUGCGCGGACAAUUGUGAGUCAUCUCCCAAGGACCGGAGCGCGCAUCUGGCCAUCGAUGAUGUAUUUUGCGGAUGAGCGCACCCUAAGCUUCGUGGCCGCAAGGGUUGGAUUCGAGAGGAUUGGACUUCUACUGUUCACGUUGCAGGGAAAAGGAAAAAAUAUAAAUACAUGUGACAUACGGGCAAGUUAAAAAAAUAGAACAAAAUCUGACCACCUUCAAUGAGUAUUGAAUUUUUUUUUGUAGGUGCGGCUUUUAAUA
Hippocampus zosterae (dwarf seahorse) is the source of this 1408-nucleotide messenger RNA. RefSeq names its product TSR2 ribosome maturation factor (gene tsr2). The coding region runs from base 48 to 596 and encodes 182 amino acids. Gene Ontology annotation, biological process: maturation of SSU-rRNA from tricistronic rRNA transcript (SSU-rRNA, 5.8S rRNA, LSU-rRNA). The transcript is spliced from 5 exons. Lineage: Eukaryota; Metazoa; Chordata; Actinopteri; Syngnathiformes; Syngnathidae. The record is from RefSeq and is a predicted model, not a curated record. Gene Ontology annotation, cellular component: nucleus.